UCUAAUUAAGUUUUUAGAUUAGUUAACAUAACCCCAUAUUUUAUUCAACAUGUGAAAACAACUGUCACACAAAAUUUACGCUAAUAAUUCUACUGUAAUUUAAUUAAAGUUAUAAUUGAAAACAAUGAGUGCCGAAUUGGGUGAUAAUAGUUUCCCCAGCACAAUUUCCAACUUGUUGAAAGAGGGUAACACAGUUCAAGCUGUGACUCUUUUCACUGACAACAAAAACAGUGAAGAGGUUCGUAACAAUUCCUGGGACCUGGUGCCCAUAGUUGCACAUUAUUUAACUGAUGAAUGUGAAACGAACAACAUUGAAGUGUUUAAAUGUUGUCAAAAACUCAUCACAGUUAUAGCAGAAAAUUCAAAGCCAGAGGAAGUUUUGCUGCAGUUUAUAGAAGAAUUGGAAACAGCAGAAGAUGAUACCAAGUUUUUAAUGUUGUUGAAACCAUUGGAAAUAGUGUUGUUGAGGGUCCCUGAUAAAAGAAUUACGUCGCUAGGGUGGUGUUUUAAUGCUAUUGUGGAUUACUUGAAGAAGCUUGAAGUUCCUGAAGACUUGAAUUUAGUAGGAGAGGAGCGGCUGCUUUUAGACUCUAACGAAAUCGUCAACCGUAUUGUUUAUUUAUAUAACGAGUUGUUAAGUUUCUGUGAUACAUUUGUAAAGGAGUUGAAAAAUGUAACUUCAAGUCAGAAUAUUGUUGAAAGAAAGCAAGUAGUUGGGAGAUUUUUUGUGGAGUUACUCGGGAGACCAUUGGCAUUUUUAGAUAUGGUCGUUUAUAAAAAUACUAAAUCAAAGGCUAGGCUGCUAGCUGAGGAAUUAGUUACCCAAUUUUGUUACUUAAAUUUGGACCCUUAUAAAUUCUUAGAAAUGUAUAAUGAUAGCGAAUUAGUCAAACCAAGUGAGUUAUCUCUAGGUGUGUUUUACUAUUUAAUCUUAUCAGAGGAAAUUUGUCACAACUAUCUCCCAAAAGUAUACAAUCCUGCGUACAUUUUAAAUUACUCCUUAUGUUUUGUUAAUAGUCUCUUGUCGCAGGAUGGCCAGUUUGUUGUUGAAAAAGGAAUAGAUUUAGCAACAGCAUUAUUGAAAACUGUAGAUCAGCUCGAGUUACCAUACGUGUUACUAGACUCAGAAUGUUAUAGUAAAUUUUGUAAAAUUAUCUCAAAUAUAAUUGUACAUAAUGAAUGUGUGGAGCUCCGCAAAAAUGCCUUGCAAGUCUUGCACACAUUUUUGUGGUCAUUUGAACAUCAGGGACGGUACUUGUUGGUGAAAAACUUGAUCCGUAAUAUUACCCACAGCGGAUUGAAAGGAAAUCUUAUAACAACUUAUAAAGAAAUGAUUACACAGGAAAUUAAAACAAGUGGCAUCAAAAACUUGUCCCAAUAUUAUGUCACUUACAAAUUGUACAAUAUACUGGAUGAAUUUACGUUUCUGAAACAGAAGGAGGAAACAGAUCUUGUGAAUGAAUCCGAUCGUAUCAUCGCCAGUUUGAAUUUCUUGCGUUAUUUGGUCUUAGUUGACYUAUCAGGCGACAUCGGAAUUGAUURUUAUUUAGAAACUCUAGAAGAUGCUUAUUUUAAAUUUUUGAAGACAGGGAUUAACAUGUCACAGGAACAUUACCGUUUGAGAAUUAAGGAAGUGACUGAAGAGGAUGCAAAAGUCGGAAAAGAGGAUUCCGAUUGUAAAGUUUCAGUGACGGUGUCUGGAAAGGAUUUAAUUGAAAUGCCAACCGAAAAAAAGAUUGAAGUUAUGCAGAUGUCUUUAACCACCUUAGAUGUUAUUGAUAGUAUACUGAGCCGUCUAAUAGAAUGUAUUAAAAUUAAAAAAUCAAAUUAGAAGUUAAGUUGUGAAAUAAAUGCAAUAAAAACAGUUUUAA
Messenger RNA from Tribolium madens (black flour beetle), 1871 nucleotides. RefSeq names its product glomulin. The record is from RefSeq and is a predicted model, not a curated record. Gene Ontology annotation, molecular function: ubiquitin-protein transferase inhibitor activity. The transcript has a single exon. Bases 125 to 1831 code for a protein of 568 amino acids. Lineage: Eukaryota; Metazoa; Arthropoda; Insecta; Coleoptera; Tenebrionidae. Gene Ontology annotation, cellular component: cytoplasm.